Truncatella angustata is the source of this 1505-nucleotide messenger RNA. RefSeq lists its product as uncharacterized. The record is from RefSeq and is a predicted model, not a curated record. The coding region runs from base 191 to 1228 and encodes 345 amino acids. NCBI's taxonomy places the organism in Eukaryota, Fungi, Ascomycota, Sordariomycetes, Amphisphaeriales, Sporocadaceae. The transcript is spliced from 4 exons.
GCAUGUUGAUAAAUAGACAUCACGGAAGCAUGACACUAUCUGAUUUAUUCGUUCAUCUUUGAUCAUUGUUGUCGUUCUCUUCUCUACCAUAUCAUCAGCAGGUCUGUUCACUUCAAUUCUUGACCUACAUUUCCAAAGUGUUAUACAUAUUGUUUAUUUGCACUUCAUAUUUUACAUUUUAACCGCCACUAUGUACUUAGCACGGCAGGCCGUUGUCACAUCCGCCUUGUUCGCAUUGGCGAACGGUCAAAACAUCAUCAGCGCUAUAGGAACCAAGGGCAGCAACACAAGCCAGGCACUACAAGUGGAUCUCAAUGACCCUAAAGAUAUGAACAUUAUCAACGUCGCCGAAAUUUCCUCCAACAUAGUUAAUCAGUGCGGUCGAACCAUCAAUGGAGGCAACAUCGAUGUUGGCGCGAAAGAAGAGGAUGCCCUCGCCAACGGCAAAGUGACUUCGGUGACGAAGGGUACCGAUGUGACUGUAACGCUUAGCGCAAACAGCACAAUGGCUAGUGGUACUUACACAUGCGAUCUCGAUCCCAAAGGGAAUGUUCAAGGUGCCACUGGACAAACCAAAUUGACCAGCUCUCAAAAUACCGCUAAUACGAACAACAACAACAACAACAACAACAAUAAUAAUAAAAACAACAAGAACGGAAAUAACAACAGACGGCUUGUCGUCAGACAGUCUGUUGUCGCCCGAGCCAACAAGGCCAGCAGCGGUAACACGAUGACCUUGACGGUAACCAUGCCCAGCGACCUGGCUUGUAUUGGAUCUUCUGCCGGAAAUGUCUGUACCGUCCGUUGUGUCAACGAGCAAGAUGUCGGUGGAUGCUUCGCGGUUCAACAAACCGACACCACGCCCCUGGACGGGAAUAACGACCCGAGCAACAUUAAUACAGCUCAAGAUCAAGCCGGUAUCACUAAGCAGAUUGCACAGAACAAGCAAGAUUUAGGUACUGCUGAAAAAGCCAUCGCGGACGUGGACGCUGACGCUUUGACGAAUGAGGGCAAACAGAACGCUGCUGUGGUUGCUGCCAUAAUAUCAGCCGAUCCUUCCACGACAUCUCAGGCCGCAGCGUCCAACUCAAACUCAGGCAAAAAGGGCAGUAGCAACAAUGCUAAGGGGCAAGGCAAGAACGGAGGCGGCAACAACAACAAUAAGCGUGCUCCUUCCGGUUCAAGAUGGGCCAAGAGACGUUCAUACAGCGACUUCGCUGACGAAUGAAGACACAGAUCGCUUGAUCAGCUGUUGACCCCGAAAGCGAGGACUUUCGAGAUAUAGCGUAGUCCUUAACGUGCCUAUUGAGGCAAGAUAUUGAAGCAUUCAUAGGGCAAUGUAUAUCCAGGGUUAUCUGUCAUGGCGAGCCAACCCCUGCAAGAGUUACUCAAAAUCAAUUACUAGACCAUACAUUCUGAUUCCGUUAGCGCGGGGACCUUUUCAAUUCAGAGUGACAUGAUUGAUUUCUUUUGGACAAGUAAAUUUUCUUUUUACAAAAAAGAGG